UGACCAUUAAUUGUAUGAAUAGUCGGUUUGAUUAGUGGGAGAGAGGUCUCUAAUCCCUAUUAUAAAACCUCUUCUAUCUCCACAUGGUCACUAUGGAAUCAGUUUUACAUUAUUUAAUGCAUAAAAAGAUUACAGAGAGACAAAGCCAAACACUUGGCCACGUUGGUAUUGCUAAGUACUAGUUCCGCAAUAUCUGCUGUCUUAAAGGUAACCGUAAGUGUAUAAAAUCUUUUUCUCUGAUUUCAACAACAAUCUAAAAAAACUUUGCAUCUUCCUCUGCUUUCUCCUUUGCAACCCUUUUACAUCUUCUUCUUCUUGUCAGGUUCUCUUUUCUUGUCUUUUUCUGUGUAUAAGUAUUUCGAAUUGUCAUGUUUCUGACAAAAUCUGACACACCAAAUCUCUAUUAUUUGUCUUUUACCAUUGGCCCAUGAUUGUCUCUCUUGUGUGUUUCCAGCUUUCUUAUAGGGUACAUUGAUUUUUCCAGCCAUGGAUUAUGAUCUGGUAACAUACAAAAACAAAAAGAAAGAAGCGUUUGUCUUUUUUUUUAUAUACCAAUUAACAAAGAAUCUAUUCUCAUUCUUGAUUCUGUGGUUUUGCUAGGUUCGUUCCAAGAAGAGUAUCAAGCGAGCAGAAUCCACCAAAAACUCCAAAUGGCUCGAGAAUAACCUCGAUGAGAUGAACAAGAGGGUGAAACUGAUGGUGAAGUUGAUAGAAGAAGAUGCAGACUCAUUUGCCAAGAAGGCAGAGAUGUAUUACCAAAAGAGACCUGAACUUAUCACCCUUGUCGAUGAGUUUCACCGUAUGUACCGUUCUCUAGCCGAGCGUUACGAGAACAUAACCGGAGAUUUGAGAAAAACCUCUCCUCCAGAGCUUCAGUCACAAAGCUCAGGCUUCUCUGACAUCUCCUCCUCUGAUCUCACCACUGAGCUUAACAGAUUAAGCCGUCCUCCUUCCCGCCGUGCUCCCGGUUUUGACUACUUCCUUGGCUCUGGUGUAGGACUUCCCUCUGAUAUUUACAACAAAGACGGAGAUGAUUCUGCUUCUGUUACAGACUCUGAGCUGGAGUCUGAUGAUUCUUCUGUGAUUAAUAACCCUUGUUAUGUGAGUGUUGGCUCUGACUUUCAGUCUUUGAGCAAGAGGGUUGCUGAUCUUGAGGCUGAGCUCCGUGAAGCCAAAGAGAGACUCAGAAUGAGAGAUGCUUGUGAGCAAGAACUGAGAGAUGCAAACGAGAAGUUACAGAACUCAGAAGACCAAAUCUUUAUGUUAAAGAGUCAGCUCGCUAGAUACUUGCCAUCAGAGUUGGAUGAUGAAGAGACAGAAGCAGCAGCAGCUUCCACACAAGACAUGGACAUUCAGUCUCUCUCUGAAGAGCUGAGAGUUACAGGCCUGAGGCUUAGGGAGGCAGAAAGAGAAAACGGUAACAUGAGAAAAGAAGUUGAGAAGCUCAAGAGCCUCCAAAGCCUGCUUGACUCGGCGCAGAAAGAAACUGCAGCAUGGAAAAGCAAGUCUAGCGCAGAUAGAAGAGAGGUGGUUAAGGUGCUUGAUAGAGUCUCCAUGUUGAAAUCUAGUUUAGCUGGUAGAGAUCAUGAGAUCAGGGAUCUGAAGAUAGCUUUGUCUGACGCAGAAGAGAAGAUCUUCCCCGAGAAGGCACAGGUCAUAGCCGAGAUAUCAAUGCUCUUGGAGGAGAAAACACAUCGUGAUGAGCAGUUCAGGGAGCUGGAGGCUCAUGUGCGUCAUCUUGAAGAAGAGAUAAGAAGAGUGAGCAAUGAGAAAAUGGAAGAGGAGGAAAGGAUGAAGACAGAAAUCGAGGUGCUGACAAUGGAGAAGGCACAGGUUAUAGCCGAUAUAUCAAAGCUCUUAGAGGAGAAAACACACCGUGAUGAGCAGUUCAAGGAGCUGGAAGCUCAUGUGCGUUAUCUUGAAGAGAAGAUAAGAAGAGUUAACAAUGAGAAAAUGGAAGAGGAGGAAAGGCUGAAGGGAGAAAUAGAGGUGCUGACAAUGGAGAAGGCAGAGAAAGAGAGAUGCAUAGAGACGGUAACCAAAAAAGUGAGUGAGCUAGAAUCAGAGAUGAGUCAGCUUGGAGAUGAAAUGAAAGCAAAAGACAGAAAGACAAUAGAGAUGGAAGAGGAGAUGGAGAAGCAGAGGAGGGAGCUAGAGGAAGUAUCAGAAGAGAAAAGGGAAGUGAUAAGACAACUCUGUUUCUCUCUGGACUAUUGCAAAGAUGAGUGCAAGAGACUACGUGAUGCAUUUCCAGGGGAUCAACCAAUAAGACCAUCCUCCAUUGUCGCUUCUUGAUUUUGAUGUAUAGCAUUUAUAAAUUCUUUGUAACUUUGUUUGUGUUACUCUUCCACAUAUAUAGCACUUUUUGGUUUGGUG
Eruca vesicaria subsp. sativa (arugula) is the source of this 2376-nucleotide messenger RNA. The record is from the annotation of a GenBank genome assembly. Lineage: Eukaryota; Viridiplantae; Streptophyta; Magnoliopsida; Brassicales; Brassicaceae.